GACAGGAGGUGACGCUUUUAUUCUGAAAACCCCGGAAGCUUCCUAGUACAACCUUCCAGCGGAGAAGAAGACGCAGACGCCGCUGUCGGUGUUAGCAUUAGCGUUAUCCGUUAGCUCCGAAUUAAAGUUCGUCUCUGCUGCCGUGUGAUGUAGCCGUCAUGUCUAUGCAGGCAGUGCUGCAACAGCGAAUCAGCUCGGCUCAGGUGUUGCUGCAGCGUGCGGAGCACCUGUGUCAGGGCGUGGAGGGUCACCAGAAGCUGUGUGGUAAACUGCGAGCAGAGCUGCGCUUCCUGCGACGCGUGGAGGCCGGAGAGCUGCAGGUGAAAGAGUCUCAUCUGCACAGCACCAACCUGACUCACCUGACGGCCAUCGUUGAGUCGGUGGAGAGUCUGGACGACGUUGUUGCUCUGCUGCACGUCUUCACCUACCUGGACGCGGCCGGCGACCGGCAGACGCUGGUGGUGGAUGUGGUGGCGAACGGGGGACACACCUGGGUGAAAGCGGUAGGCAGGAAGGCGGAGGCUCUGCAUAACAUUUGGCAGGGGCGGGGCCAGUACGGAGACAAGAGCAUCAUCAGCCAGGCUGAGGACUUCCUCCAGGCCAGCGGUCAGCAGCCUGUCCAGUACCGACACCCACACAUCGUAUUCGCCUUCUAUAAUGGCGUCUCCUGCCCCAUGGCCAACCGUCUCAAGGACAUGGGUGUCGCCGUCCGCGGAGACAUCGUCGCUGUCAAUGCUGUAAUGAUGGAGGAGGAGGAUGAAGAGGAGGAGGAGGAAGAGGAGGAGCCGGAGCCGGUGGAAGAUAAUAACGAGGAGUCAGAGCUGACUCGAGUCGACCGCGGCACUGUGGUGGCAAGCCUGGCGUUCCCCGCUCAGGUGAAGGUGGAGGAGUGUCCGCGUGUGAAUCUGGACAUCACCACGCUUAUCACGUAUGUGUCAUCGCUGAGUCAUGGACGAUGUCACUUCACCUUUAGGGAGCCGGUGUUGACGGAGCAGGCGGCACAGGAGCGGCAGCUGCAGGUGCUGCCGCAGCUCGAUGCCUUCAUGCAGGGCAAGGAGCUGUUCGCCUGCCGCGCGGCCGUCGCAGACUUCCAGCUGAUCCUGGACACGCUGGGGGGGCCGGGCGAGAAGGAGCGCGCUCAGAAGCUGCUCACUCGCCUCCAUCUGGUGGACGACCGGCCGUCGGAGCGCACACUGCGCCUCACGCCCAGCGCCAAGGUCAACCGCCGCUCGCUAAUGAUCUUUGGCACCGGAGACUCCCUGAAAGCCGUCACCAUGACGGCAAACAGCAGAUUUGUAAGGGCAUCGGCCAAUCAGGGCGUCCGAUACAGCGUGUUCAUCCACCAACCGAGGGCUCUGACCGAGGGCAAGGAGUGGAGGGCCACACCCAUCUGACACUUCCUGUGCAAGGGCUGAUGGGGGUUUUGUUUUGUGUUUUGUUUGAUUUAAAGAUCAAUAAAGAUUCACCGUCACUUCCUGCUCUGCUCUCAUUUGUCAAAGGAGGUGGAAAUGUGGAAAGCUUGAUAACGCCUCCCUUCCUACCUUGAACCCUCAAUAAGAGAGUCACAGCUCACAGCCUUUAAAGAAACAAACUUUUCUGUGAGCACUUAUUUAUUACACUCAGUUGUUUAGUGAAUUUCUGCAGAUUUUACACUUGAACGUCUCACUAGUCCCUGAAGGCAACAGGCUGACA
Messenger RNA from Centropristis striata (black sea bass), 1692 nucleotides. RefSeq names its product chromosome 11 C7orf25 homolog (gene c11h7orf25). The record is from RefSeq and is a predicted model, not a curated record. The transcript is spliced from 2 exons. Lineage: Eukaryota; Metazoa; Chordata; Actinopteri; Perciformes; Serranidae. The coding region runs from base 159 to 1394 and encodes 411 amino acids.